AUGAACUCUCGCGAGCAGUCUGACAUGCCUCCGGCGCCAUCUUACCCGUCUCCUAACGGUGCGCAGAUGGCCCAGGGUGUGCCCUCGUAUUAUGGCAAUCGCCAAAUGACCACGGACGAGCUGCUGUCCGCGGAACUUUCGCGUGAUGCUUCUGGUCCAGGUAUGGGCGAAUCAAAUAAUAAUGUUCACCAUGGUCAGUCUAUGGUAUUGGGUUCCUCCAAUGCUGCUGACAUGGGUCGAACCUCUUCGGAGGAUCAACACCAGCACCAGCACAUGCUCCAAUUCCCGCCGAGUCAGCAGGUUGGUGUCGACCCUAACCAUGACUUGAGCUAUGGCGAACAGAGUGCGCGCAAACGAUCGAAGAUCUCACGGGCUUGCGAUGAGUGCCGCCGAAAGAAAGUUCGAUGCGAUGCGAGCUCGGAAACCGGCCUUGAGACAUGUUCCAACUGCAGACGCCUCGGCGUUGUGUGCCAGUUCAGUCGUGUCCCUAUGAAACGCGGCCCUAGUAAAGGUUACAUCAAAGAACUCGCCGAGCGACUCCAUACUCUCGAGAACCAGAUGCAACCAGGGAUCGUUCAGCCUGACGUGCCGUACCAGUCCAUGAAUGACGUGUCGCUACCAAGAGGUUACCAGGAUUUCGCAUCACCGGUGGAAUCGACCUCUGGCAAUCGCAAGAGGACUUACUCGGUCUUCGAAGGUCUUCCCAGUUCCUCGUUCGCACAACCUUCUUUCAACGCCCGCGUAUCGCAAAAUGCCUUCGACGCGUCCGAGACAGCGGCAGACCCGUACAACCCAGCUGUCGCCAACGGUAGCGCACCGAAACCUGGUAAUCUGUUCUGGAACCCCUCUGGAAAUGAGAAUGACCUCCCGAGCGGCCUUGAGAUGACUGAUUUGCCAAAGCAUGAAGGUUAUGAUCUGACACCAGUGACUUUGGAUGAAGGAGCUCUUGACGCUUACUAUCAGAAGAUCCACACCCUUCUGCCGAUUCUUCCCCACACCAAGGAGCGAACAUUGGAGCUUUUGCGCCAAUGCAAUCGCGAGGCACAGGAAAUUUUCUGCCACGCGUUGUACAGCGUUACUCGAACUGACAUGUCUCGCGUGGCGGGCAAUUUCGAGAAGAUCAACAGCUUUGACAAUGCUCAGGAUCUCCUCAUAUUCCACACCCGCCAGCCGUUGAUUGUCUACACGACUCCUGUCAACAUUAUCUGGCUUCAGUCGCUAUUGCUGAUGAUUAUCGACUGUGACACUCGUGGACCAGAUAAUUUCGUUAUGAAAGAUGGCGUUCCCAAGGGCACCUUGGUCCAGGCAGCCAAUAAGCUUGGAUACGAGUUGGCCAAGAGCCAAGGCCAGCUGAAGAACAAGCGAUCUGUAGAUCCCGAUGUCGACUCGGAUGCCAAUCUCACCCGGCGCAACUGGGUGUCUUUGGUUAUCUUGGCCCGAUGGUACGCUAUCAGUGUGGCAGAUGCCACCGUUCUAGGCGGUCAUGAGAUUGGCGGCCGUGAAGAUGAAAGGGUUGUUGGCCAAAUCACAACCGGAAUUGCUUCUUACUCAACGUUCCUUUCCGAGAUGGUAACCUUGGCUACCGUCGACCACAACGUGUGCCAGACUAAUUCCGGCCUAGGUCGUAUCAUCGGCGCUAACCUAGUCUCAUCCCUGGAGCGUCUAGCGGAGAUGGAGGACAUAUUCCAGAUCCACGAGCUACCCGAGAACUCUAGUACUCGUCCACUCUAUGAGAGUCUCCAGGCACAACUCUACUGGACCGUCCGUUUGCUCAUCAAGCGCCACGUCUUCGUGUACAGCCCUUACGAGAUCAUCUUCUGCGCACAGGAGGUCAUCAACGAGAUGCACAAGUCAACCAUGCAAUCUCGCCUCCCGUCACCCUUCGACCUGCACAGUCUAGCCCUCGCCUCAAUGACUCUUCUUGAGGCGACUGUUCUCCCGGAACAUGCUAGUGAGUGUUGGUCUACUCUUGAAAAAGUCGAAGAAAUCCUCGACCGCCGCUCCAAGCGCGCAGCAGAGGGAUCCGAGUUCGAUAAUAUCUUCGCCACCCCUGAAUGGGACUCCAAGAUCCGCAUCUUCCUCGAGUGGCGCCGUAUCAAGUCUCAAGAGAGCCAGCUACAGGAAGCUGAUAUCGACGCCAAGCCCCAGCAACCUGUGAUGGGUCCCAAUGAGCAACGUUCUCUCCAGCACCUUGCUGAUCUUGCUGUCGGUGCUGAGGGCUCUGUUGGCCAGAAUGCGCAGUCCACGCCCCCACCUGGUCUUGUCAAUGAACAGGGCGAAGCUGAUCAGAAUCUUGCUCCUCAGUUGACCCAGUCGCAGGGCGGGUCGGGGCGUGUUGUUGUUGACUUCACUAUGCUCACUAAGGAGGGAUAUCUCAACGUUUUCUCUGGGUUGAUCUACCGUCGCACACGUUAA
Messenger RNA from Penicillium griseofulvum, 2415 nucleotides. Its product is annotated as putative C6 finger domain protein. The record is from RefSeq and is a predicted model, not a curated record. NCBI's taxonomy places the organism in Eukaryota, Fungi, Ascomycota, Eurotiomycetes, Eurotiales, Aspergillaceae. Gene Ontology annotation, molecular function: DNA-binding transcription factor activity, RNA polymerase II-specific; zinc ion binding. Gene Ontology annotation, cellular component: nucleus. The coding region runs from base 1 to 2415 and encodes 804 amino acids. The transcript has 5 exons.